AUGACUUCCAUGAAUUCGGGACACAUCGCCACAAAUAGCUCUGAAUCUUCUGUUUCACCAGCAAAUGACUCUUGCAAGACUGACGAUGACAUUGAAUCGAUAAGGCCAAUAUGCGCUGGUAUUCCUUUUCAGACCGCUAAAAUACUGGAAAUUUCGUUGCGGAGUGGUAUUCCCGAUGAUUUCCCACUUCCCUUAUCUUCACGCAGUUCGGCGAAGGAUGAUGAGAUUAAUUUUCUUGUAAUGCAUCAUACCUUACUGGGGGAUUUGAAAAGGAGAAGGAGGCAUGUCACCUUCGGUCUAGUCGACCUCUACCACUUUGAUCGCUUACAGGGAUUUGCCUGUGUCCCUAGUCAGGGUGGAUCUACUUUAGGAAUGGCGAGUGAGCACUGGAGCAAAGAACAGGUCUCUGUUAUUGAACACCAAAGUCGACGAAAGUAUCAACGUUAUUCGGCCCUUUUGCGGUUCUGUCUUGAGGGUAAACUUCUUCUAUCCUUUCAACAAUUCCGGAUGCUUGAAUCUCGCGUCAAAUGCCAGCAGCGAUUGUUAACGCGAAAAAAUGAGGCUGGACAAUGCAGCAAUAUUUUAAGAAACGUUGAUAGCAGGUGUUUGAAACGACCCGUGGGAUCCAUCGAAAACCCUAGUGACGAUGAUUUGAGCUUUUUAGAUAGUCUGGAAGAGUAUUAUUUUUUGCAACCUCUCUCCGUUAAACGGCGUCGUGUCCUAUUGCGGAAGGCUGGCCUCCAUAAGAUUGACCCUGCGGAGAAGCACGAAUGUGAAGCCAUCCGGAAGAGCCGUUCCAAAUGUGGCUGUACCUGUCCCACUGGGAUGUGCGACCCGCGGACCUGCGAGUGCGCUCUCAACGGCAUUCCGUGCCAAGUUGAUCGAGCCAGAUUCCCUUGUGCCUGCCUCAGCCCCAGCCACUGUUCCAACCCCGAGGGCCGCAUCGAGUUUAAUCCCGUGCGUGUGCGCACCCACUACCUCCACACGCGUAUGCGUUUAGAGUCCGAGGAGCGGGAAGCUGCUACCGCCACCAAUGCCUCUGUUCCCACUAAACGGUCUCGCCUCCUCGAGGUCGCCGUCCCUCCCAAAUCGAGGGAUGCUUGUGCUGCACAGUUUUUUGGAGAGGAUGUUGGAGAAUGUCAAGUUUUACCGUCGUCAUCCCAUGUCCUAAAAUUGGGUACUUCUAGAAGUGUAGAGGAGGCACUCAAUGCAACGGCUUCCAACGGCGGAUGUCAAGAUUGUCAGAAUGACCGGUAUGUGCACCUUCUAGUGCAGGAACUGCAGUGUCAGCAGAGGCUGCAGAACGGCUUCGAGACUGAGGAAGAGGAAGAGGAGGGGGAAGGGGAGGGAACAGUUGAGUCAAGCCAGAGGAUGCUCUCGGACAAUCUUACUGUCAACUCCGCCUCCUUUCCUCACGAUACAGGGAACGUGGAAGCUGUUUGUGGCGAGGGUAGCUUCAUUCAGUCAAGCCCUCGAAUGAGUCAGAUUGCUGAGCAAUUAAACACGGUUCUUCUGAAUACUGUUUCUUGUGACGAUGUCGGAGAGGAUAACGAAGACGACGACGAAGAGGAUGAUGAUGAAGAGGAUGAUGGUGAUGACUGUGACAGUGUUGUUCUUCCAGAUCAGUGUAGCACCAGCGAAUUGGGCCGUGCUGCGCUCCGGCCCCCACUUGUUGAACCAUUGACCAGCGGGAUGAGCGAUGCGAACUCAUUGAAAGAGACUACUUCGUCACCGUCGUUUUGUCGAUUGGAUCCGAUAGCUUCUCUGUUCCGAGGCCCCCACGAGAUAACUGGUACGGGUCCCGAAGUGGGGAGGGAGGAGGGGACUAAUGCAUCAUCCAUCUCUUCCCGUCGUCCACCUUCGGUCUGUGAGGUGGAGGAAGGGGAACGGGCUCAGCCGGAAACACUUUACGACAAUUGA
This is a messenger RNA of Echinococcus granulosus, 1920 nucleotides long. RefSeq names its product Cysteine/serine-rich nuclear protein. Bases 1 to 1920 code for a protein of 639 amino acids. Gene Ontology annotation, cellular component: nucleus. The transcript is spliced from 5 exons. NCBI's taxonomy places the organism in Eukaryota, Metazoa, Platyhelminthes, Cestoda, Cyclophyllidea, Taeniidae. Gene Ontology annotation, biological process: regulation of transcription by RNA polymerase II. Gene Ontology annotation, molecular function: sequence-specific DNA binding; DNA-binding transcription factor activity, RNA polymerase II-specific. The record is from RefSeq and is a predicted model, not a curated record.